CUUUUCUUCUGAACGAGAUAACUCCUCCUGUCUCCCCCUUUGCUGUUCAGAUCACCUGGUGUUUUAGGGGCAUUUUGACUCUGGGAAAUCCCCGCUUUGCAUACUUUAACUUUCAUUUUCGUUUAGAAGCAAUUUAUUUGAAUUAAUAAGAUAUGAAGAAAAUAGGCUGAAUUGAAGCACAGCAGCAAAGUACAAUGCGUGAUAUCAAACAUUCAAAUCUGUCCUGCACUAUUUUCUGGGAUCGACGUAAUAAAAUGUCUGGUAAGACGCAGUUUUCUUUUGCUGACUGCGUGUAACGUUUUUCACUGUAUUCUUCCGACUUUGAACAUUAAGGAGGAAAAAACAUACAUAUAUAUAAAAAAAAUUAAAAAUAGAGUCCUUGGCGAAAACUCAGGUCAUGACUUCUAGUCGGAGCUGACGUCAAAGUGCGUCUUUGUUUGGGUUGUGAACGUGUCGAGUCGGAAAAGGAAAGAUGUCCAUCGAUCCCUCUCCAUACGCAGCGCUGGACAGGUCUUUGCUGCGAAAGAAAAUGGGUUCAUCUGCAUCGAAGGAGAAGUGCUACGAUCCCAAAGACUCGACGCUGAAAUUUGUCGAUGGAGAUGAUGAUAUGGACUUUUUGUGCGAAGGCUUUAAAUCGCGAAGAGCGCAGAUGUCCUGCGGUCACACGGUGACCCCGAUGUCUCUCACUAAAUGGUGUCUGCAGCAGCUGGAAGAGGGAAAAAGCAAGUUUUCGUGUGGUGUCUGUAAAGCUGCAUGGCCUUAUGAGGAGGUCUGCAAGAUGGCUCUCCUGACCCCUGAAGAAAUGAAGAACUUGAAGAAAAUGAUGAAGAUCAAUGGCGCUGUUAGCAGAAAAUGUCCUGGAUGCAAGUCGUCUGUUGUUAAACAGGAUGAACUGAACCUCUGCGUCGGCUGCACAGCCUGUACAAAGAAGAGAGGACGCCCGUAUGAAUUCUGCUGGCAGUGUCAGAGGAAGUGGAAAGGUCCGAAACCGCGUUCGGACCGCUGUGAGAACGACGGCUGCAGCAACACGGCGCUGCAAACCCUGAGGAUCUGCCCAGAAAUCGUCUUCGACACGGUGUGGGGAAUCAGCGGGUGUCCCUCCAUCCGGGCCUGCCCCACCUGCGGGUCACUGCUGGAGCACAAGCGAAACCACUGCAAACACCUGUACUGCGCUCGAUGCGAGGUCAAGUUCUGCUUUGUGUGUCUGAAGACUUUUGCUGAAUGUUCGAAAACAAGUCAGAUAUCAGGGCCGUGCUCCAGCGGCGUCGCUCCCAGACAGACGGAGAUCCCUGUAUGGAGAAAAACCUAACGCUUCAUCCACAGAGUCCAGCACUUCUGUUUGUCUGGGAUUAAUCAACACCAAUGCGACCAACUGUGUUUUCAGAACCGUCUCUUGGAGACAGACAGUGUUUCUGCUCAGGAAUGUCAGAACAUUGGAAAUAUUGAGCAUAAACAAUUUAAAAGAUAAAACCAAAACCUGGAAUCGUUUGUUUCAGAAUCACGAUGGAUUCACUCUACAAAUCUUUCCACUUUUGUCACUUCCACAGUCACUGCAAUGUAUUUUUGUGGCAUUUUAUGUCAUAAACCAACAAAAUGUACCCAUAAAUGUGUUGUGGAAGAGAAAUGAUAAAUGAUUUAGUCUUUUUUUUUUAUUAUUCAAACAAA
Poecilia reticulata (guppy) is the source of this 1665-nucleotide messenger RNA. RefSeq names its product E3 ubiquitin-protein ligase RNF19A-like. The record is from RefSeq and is a predicted model, not a curated record. NCBI's taxonomy places the organism in Eukaryota, Metazoa, Chordata, Actinopteri, Cyprinodontiformes, Poeciliidae.